AUGCGCUUCUCAAUCACCCUCGCCACCGCUUCCCUCUUCUCCCUCGCGGCCGCCAACGUUCAACUCGGCGCUAUCCCCAUCACCAAGCUCUUCGCGCGCGCCGACAUCACCUGCGAGUCUGGCGACAUCGUCUGCGGCGAGACCUGCAUCCCGGAGAGCUACACCUGCUGCCCGGACAAGCUGGGCGGGUGCAAGGCAGACGAGUUGUGCCAGAAAGGCGACAAUGAUGAGUACGGCUGCUGUCCCGAGGGCGAGAUCUGCUCUGGGGAUGGUGGAGCGGAGUUCAUUGAUGAGAAGGCUAGCACAACCAGUACCGCUUCCAGCAGUUCAGCCACUGGGUCCAGUAGCGAUGAGCAGAAGGCGUCUGGCGCAGGUGCCCUGAGGGCUGGCAGCGUUGUUGUGGCUGUUGCUGCUGCUGUUGCGAUGCUGUAA
Messenger RNA from Cyphellophora attinorum, 432 nucleotides. RefSeq lists its product as uncharacterized. The record is from RefSeq and is a predicted model, not a curated record. The coding region runs from base 1 to 432 and encodes 143 amino acids. The transcript has a single exon. Lineage: Eukaryota; Fungi; Ascomycota; Eurotiomycetes; Chaetothyriales; Cyphellophoraceae.